Molecule: messenger RNA, 1162 nt
Organism: Varroa destructor (honeybee mite)
Lineage: Eukaryota; Metazoa; Arthropoda; Arachnida; Mesostigmata; Varroidae
Product: stress-activated protein kinase JNK-like
Biological process (GO): protein phosphorylation
Molecular function (GO): MAP kinase activity; ATP binding
Source: RefSeq, a predicted model, not a curated record
CCUAUUUAUUGCGUGAUUCAAAUGUGAUAGCCCUAUGGCACAAAAUAUCGGCCAACUACUCAGUGACACCUAGGUGAUUGUUUCGAUGACGUCUGUUGUCAUGACAGCCGGCCAGUGAGCUUCAUAGGGAAGUGUGGAGCUCGGGGUUCGGUGGAGUGAGCGCCCACGAAUCCACUAACAACUGAAUCUCCUCCGAUCAUCGCCUGCUGCUGCUGCUGCUGCUGGCGUAGUGCAUGUGAAUGAAUAACAGAUGUCGCUGGCUCAGGCCAAAUUACAAAGGUGUGCACUGAGUUGGCAUUUAUACGAAUUAUUUUGUUUGACGGCGUGCUAUUUUCUGACAUUUCCCUAGCUGAUUCAUCAUGGGCGACAAAGCCAAGGGAGCACCGCAUCAAGAAAUGCUUUCGUCGCUGCCGUUGGCUAUUUUGCUUCACUAUGGCCGUAUUGUGUAUUUUGCGUUUUCCAUGGUACAGGUCUUGAGCUUCACGUUUAAGGGGCUUCGUUUACCGUAUCCGCCAAACAAUUUGCUUACCGAAGUUUCCCUACUUCUCUUUCAGACGCCACUAGAAAUAAUUCGGUUAAAGCUAGGAGAACGCGGUAACCUGUCAGAAGAAGCUCUGCCAUUGCUCUUAAGCUGUUUCCUGUCUGCACCAGCGAUCCUAGCUGCGCUUUACUAUGCCCUAUGGCAAACGUUUGUGUUGCGGCUUGACGUGGUCGUCUCAUCGAUACUGAUAUGCUUUCAGGUAGCCCAAACCGUAAUUGCGCUGGCAACAGCUGUUUCUUUUGGACGAGCUCACAAAUAAGCCAAAUAAAUUUCUUGACGUAUAGAUAUCUGAAGAUAUAUAAUUUUUUCGCGCCGUAAAGUAACCACGGAGUUGGAAUAUGGCUAUGAAUGAAUGCAGCCUCCGGUAAAGGACUGUGGUAUGGAUAGAAGUUGAAGUUUUGCUGUCGAACUCGACCCAGAAUAACGAACUUAUGUGGAUAUCGAAAAAUUCUAUUAAGUCUUGUAUUCACACAAAUCAUCCAGUAUUCCUACGCCGUUGAUAGAACUAAACAUUUCAAUACGACACCAGCCCGUGGCGAAUUUCCGAAAGGUGAACUUAAAAAUUUGCUUCUUCAAACUCCAAAUGUAGACUAUUUAUGAUAAUAAUAAUAAUAACAUUAA